Molecule: messenger RNA, 1830 nt
Organism: Phytophthora infestans T30-4
Lineage: Eukaryota; Oomycota; Peronosporomycetes; Peronosporales; Peronosporaceae
Exons: 3
Coding region: 1-1830 (609 amino acids)
Cellular component (GO): cytoplasm
Source: RefSeq, a predicted model, not a curated record
AUGGAGGAAGUGCAAGCUGUGGAUGAUGAGCAGCGCGCUGGACGCCAUGGCAGCGCAGGUUUGUUCCUAUUCGAGAAGGGCGGAGAUGCAGUAGGCGAGACGCCCGAGGAUCUCGCAGCUCUGGAGACGGAGCGUGCUGCAAACAAGAAGCUGGCGGACGACUUGGCGGACGAGGAACAACGACGUCGCAUGGCGGAGGAGAAGGAUCGCGAAGACGAGAUUGCCGUUGUCCGGCAGAUUAACGUUGAGUACUCCAUCACAUCUGAGGAAGAGGAGCGGGAGCGACGCGUGCACGAGUACGAAAUCGCCAAGGUGGAGGACGAGAUGAUGCGCCGACGUGGCCAGGUCGCAGCAAUUGAAGCCGCCGAGGAAGAACGCAACCGACGCAUCUCCGAAGCAGAGAAUGUGCAGAUCCAGAAUCUACGAGAGCGUGCGUUCUCGCAGGAGCUGGCGGUGAAAGCUAUGGAGAAGGAGCGCGUGCGUCGCCUGAGUUUGCCUGAACACCGGGAGCGAGCUCCGUCUUCAGGGUUGGAGCGAUUUUAUUCGUGUAAGAGUAUUCCAGUCGUGCACGGAUCAGCGUCCAAGGUUUUGGUGGAUGAAAACUCGAAGUGGAGCUGCUUCAUAGCGUCCGAGAAUGCUCAAGAGGAGAAGAACCAACUUCACGCACUUCGUUUGAGCUUGGAGGAAGAACUCAAGGCCGAACGACACGCCAAGUAUAUUGAACUCGUGGGAGACGUCCGUCUGCUACGCUUUCUACGAGGUCAUAAAAUGAAUGUUUCGGUUGCGGCUACAAAGUAUCGGGAGAUGCUCGCGCUACGUCAGAAACUCAAGCUCGACGAUAUUCGCGAUGACGUCGUCAACAACAACAAGAUACCCGAUGAAUUUCCGCAUUUCCAAAAGAUUAUCCCGCAUCUGCCGUUCCUCGACUCGUACGACGUCUUCUCGACUCCUGACAGCCAUGUCUUUUACUUCGAAAUGACAGGCUACGCCGAUUUCCAGAAGCUGGUGACCGAUGUCACGGAAGAGGAAUGGCAGACUUUCUUCCUCUACUCCAUGGAGUAUCGAGCACUGAAGCUGGACCAACUGAGUCGUCAACACGAAAAGCUGGUGCAAACGAUACUCGUCCGCGACCUCACGGGUUUUUCUGUCGCUCGUUCUAACCCGAAGUUACUAAAGCGACUGGGGCCCCUCGUGUCGAUUGCCACUAAAUGCUACCCAGAAUCGAUGCACAAGGUGCUCGUUCUUCAUGCUCCGUGGAUCUUUGACAAGGUUUGGAGUGCUAUCAAGCCCAUGCUUCAGGAAACUCAACUGCGCAAGGUGCAUAUGGACGGAAAUUCGCUCGAGAGACUGCUGGAGCUAUCGGGUGGACGGGACAACCUACCGAAACUAUUGGGAGGUCGAAGCACGACACAGGCGAUCCCUCAGACAGGGUUCCUCGGUCGCAAUACGUUUGUUUUACUCUGUGAAGAUGGCGCAACCCAAGCGGAUAUUAAGGCUGGAGGCACAUUGCAAUUGCCAUUCCGUAUGAGCGCCAAUGACACUCUCUGCUGGGAGUACGUGGUGAAGGACCGUGAUAUCAUGUUCGCAGUGAAAUUCCGAACGCAAGGCAUCGGUGGCGCGGAGGAAAACGAUAAGGUAGGCCCCGAACGUGUUUCGAGUGGAGCCUCUGUUGCAAGCUCCUUCACGGCGUCAGAAGGUGGAACGGUAGUGCUGUCGUGGGACAACUCGUUCUCGUGGACGCGGGGGAAGACAAUAGCGUACAAGGCCAAGGUGGUGAAGUCUACGCACGACUUCUCCUCGCUCGAUAUUAGCGGCAACGACUGCGUUUGA